Orbicella faveolata is the source of this 1921-nucleotide messenger RNA. Its product is annotated as probable palmitoyltransferase ZDHHC20. NCBI's taxonomy places the organism in Eukaryota, Metazoa, Cnidaria, Anthozoa, Scleractinia, Merulinidae. The record is from RefSeq and is a predicted model, not a curated record.
UUGACACUGUACUCCAAGAUGGCGUUUGUUUGGGGCAUAAUUUUGUCUGUCGGACUAAUCCAGGGCGUUUUUAUCAUCAGCAGCUUACAAACUCUAUUCCCUCGCGGUUCAAGAAAGACCUGGCUAUACAAGUUUCUCAAAGGAUUGCAGAUUACGCCUGUCUUGUUUAUAUUUGUUUCAGCAAUUUGGUUCUUCUUCUUGAAGAUUUUGCCAAUAGUGGUUGCUAAUCCAUACUCGUCGCUUCAGGGUAUUUGCUAUAUUAUCGCCGCGUGUUACUUCUGGCUAAACAUGGUAUUUAACUACCUAGCUGCCAUGAUUGUUUCUCCGGGGUAUCCAGAAACGCGUCAAGAGCUUGAAGACGACACUGACAUUCAUCUUGAGUCGUUGAAAUUUUGCACGAAGUGUACACGUGUUCGAGACAGAGGAACUCACCACUGUAGCUCAUGCAACUCUUGUGUUAUGUUCAUGUCGCAUCACUGUCCUUUUACAAACAACUGUGUCGGUUUGAACAACUUUGCCCACUUCUACUUGUUCCUAUUGCAUUGUUGCCUGGGGCUCACUUUUGCCGCAUACUGUACUUACACUCCUUUUACGGUUUGUAUGCUGAACUACGCGUCUCCUUACAGAUCUGGAGUGUGCAAUGAACUGGGUGACUAUGCUGUCAUGUUCAUCGUUGUCAGCUUCCUGUUGGUUUUUGUCCUCAUGAUGUUUUGCUUUCAUACCUUUCUUCUCAUUGUAGACAUGUCAAUGAUCGACUUUUUGAAAAUCUUCCAGAAAUUAACCUGCAAGGACUGGUUAAAAACUAUUUUGAUUGACAGGUGCCUACGUAGAAAGAAGCUGCUUCUGAGGAAACUCUUGCUGUACAGAAGAGAAAGAUGGUGGAAGUUUUUUAUUCCAGGUUUCAAUGAAAUUCCUGAACUCCUUCCACCUGAUGAAUUCCUGGUUUGAAGCAAAUUUAUACCUGGUUGUACUGGAUAACUGGAAGAUAAAACUGCUUACAUGUACGGGCAGCUGUAUAAUUACUUCCUUAGGUACUUUUCAGUAGUUUUUAAAAUUAUUUAUUAUUUAUUAGUGAUCUUGGAACAAGGUCGUUAAUAAUAUCAUGGUUAGAUAUAUCCUCUCAGGCUAAGAGUCACAAAAUAAGUUGGACUGGCAUGUGUAGAAUUUCCCUAUCAUAGAAACAUACAUACCUGCCCCCUAACAAGGGCAAACAAUGUCACUGCCAACAAUGUAUAAGAAUUGGCAGUCAACAUCCUCAAUCACACAACUCAAGCAAAGGGAUAUCAAAAAACAAUACCAUGUUAAUAUUCAAGAAGAAAAAAUUAUGCUGUCCUCUGAUUGAUAAUAAUUGCUCUUUAGUAAAAUACACAGAAAAAAAUGUUCCUUGAUACAAAAUGUAAAUAAAUAAAAACACUACAUAGUGCACUAACUUAUCAAUAUUUAAAUUCUGUAAAAUUGGUGGAAGGCAUUAAACGUCUAUGAUGGUCUAUAAUAUUUUCUAUGGUCAUCUAUGUAUGAAAUAUUCUGUCAAACUGGGGGAAGAGUGUAAAUAUAACCUCUCUUGUAGAAAAAAAGAGAGAUCAGAAAGACCAGAUCAAAGGAUGUUGGAAUUCCUGGGGAGGGAUUUAAUACUCAGCUCUUCAAGCUUUAUUCAGAGAAGUCUGAGGGAAGGUAUGUUUUUUCUUGGGGGGCGGGGGAGGGCUGGGGAAUUUUGGUAUUUUUUUCCAAAAAAAGUGUUGGCCCUCCCUUGCAUUUUAACAAAAAAAACUCCUGACCCCCCACCUUUAGCUGACUGAUAAAAAUGAGACCCUCCCCUCACUACUACAGUCAUGGUAUGUUCCAUGCUGUAGAAACCUCAGAACAUUUCGCUGGUGAAAGCAACAUGUUUGAAUAUAAAUAUAUCUCGAUGUUGAAUGUGUGU